AUGGCUUUGUUAAAAGGCCUCGCCCUUCUUGCAUAUAUUGCAACUGGUGCAAUUUCUUUACCCAUUGAUGGUGAAACAGGACUUGGAGCCAGGCAAGAUAUCUCAAACUUAAAACGCAGGGAUGAAAGUUAUGAUGGGUCAAUCGAUACUUCUGAUGAUGACUUUGACACUAUAUAUGACUCUAAAACUCUAGUAAAAACUACAACUACCAUCACAUUACCUGAGACUACUAUAUUGAUCACUGCAACUAGUACUUCGACUUUUUUUUCAACUACUACUACCACAAGUACUACCACUCCUGAUGUGAUUCUUCCUCCCACCACUUGGAUUCCUCUUCCUGACUGGUCUGAACCUUGUAUCGAUUCUUCUACUGAGUCGGAUUUUAGCACAGAGACUUGCACAACUACUGAAAAUACUGAGUCUACCUCUGAAACUUGUACAACGACGGAAACAACGGAGUAUAAUUCAGAAUCCAGUAUAACUACUAUCGUCACCACUGUGGUUUCUUCUGAAACAUUUACAACUACCACCACAAAGUCAUCUUUUACUCGUCCUCGUCCUCCAAAACCCACUGUUGAUGCAACAAGUACCGCACCAUUAGUUUCUGAAUCUUGGGACUCUUCAGAUACUUUUUUUGAUACUUCAUCUGAGACAUCAUUUGAUACUUUUUCGGAUACUUCAUUUGAUACUUCAGAUACUUCAGAUACGUCAGAUACUUCCGAUACUUCGUUUGAUAGUUUGGAUAGUUCAGAUACUUUGUUUGAUACUUCCGAUGUAUCAGAUACUUCCGAUGUAUCAGAUACUUCUGAUGAAACUACAUCCGGGACUUUUGAUACAUCAGUUGGCACAUCUAGUACAUCUGAUACUAUCUAUUCUGAAUAUAUUACGGACACAUCCUCUGAAGAAUUUGGCUCGUCAUCUGACUCCGAAAGUUUUACAGAAAGCGUCACUAUUGAUAUUUCUAUCCCUACCACUGGACCUGGACAUGAGUUUCCACCCGGACCACCCGGACCACCCGGACCUGGACAUGAGUUUCCACCUGGACCACCUGGACCACCAGGACCUGGACAUGAGUUUCCACCUGGACCACCUGGACCACCAGGACCUGGACAUGAGUUUCCACCUGGACCACCUGGACCACCAGGACCUGGACAUGAGUUUCCACCUGGACCACCCGGACCACCCGGACCUGGACAUGAGUUUCCACCUGGACCACCUGGACCACCAGGACCUGGACAUGAGUUUCCACCUGGACCACCCGGACCACCAGGACCUGGACAUGAGUUUACACCUGGACCACCCGGACCUGGAUCUCCACCUCCUGGCACAAUUGGCCCACAGCCAACAGAUUACAACCCUAAUGAAGACAAUGUGAAUAACAUUUGCACCGAUUGUAGUGACGAAUCUACUGCCACUAGCUGUGAUCCUAGCGAUCCCUGGUGCAGUGAAUAUUGCGAUCCCAGCGAUCCUUCUUGUUGCGACCCUAGUGAUCCAUCUUGUUGCGACCCUAGUGAUCCCUCUUGCAACAAAGAGUUUUAUAUCACUACCUGUUUCUAUGGAGAACCUUGUGCUGUGCCGUUUGAAACCACUACUGUCACUGUAACAACCUGUACAUUUGGAGAACCUUGCAUUCCUUGCAGUAGUGAUAUUCCCACCCCAACAACCGGCCCAGGUCCUAAUCCACCACCCCCAGGACCCCCACCAGGACCUCCACCAGGACCACCAGGACCACCAGGACCACCAGGACCUCCACCAGGACCACCAGGACCUCCACCAGGACCACCAGGACCUCCACCAGGACCACCAGGACCUCCACCAGGACCACCAGGACCUCCACCGGGACCACCAGGACCUCCACCAGGACCACCAGGACCACCAGGACCUCCACCAGGACCACCAGGACCCCCAGGACCUCCACCAGGACCUCCACCAGGACCACCAGGACCCCCAGGACUUCCACCAGGACCCCCAGGACCACCAGGACCCCCAGGACCACCAGGACCUCCACCAGGACCUCCACCAGGACCUCCACCAGGACCUCCACCAGGACCUCCAGGGCCACCAUCUGGGCCACCAUCUAUUGGACCUGAACCUACUCUUCCAGGACCUCCAGGACCACCUCCAGGACCACCUCCAGGACCUCCAUCGAUUGGACCCGAGUCUGUACCUCUGGAAUCUCCUCCACCUAGUCCUGGCCCUGUACCAUCUCCACCUAGUUCUCUUAGCCCUUCAUCUACUGGCCCUGAACCAGGUCAUUCUGCUCCUGCAGGUCCUGCUCCAGAGUCACCCAAAAAAGGGCCUGGGUCUGCUCCAGCUUCGCCAACUUCUGAUUCAACUUUCCAGCAGCCUCCAGUUGUUAAUUAUAAUGGAGGACAAGACAAACUUGUGUUUUCAUUCAACACUAUGGCUGCUGGCCUUGCUGCCUUUAUUGUUGCAAUUAUGUAA
This is a messenger RNA of Magnusiomyces paraingens, 2445 nucleotides long. RefSeq lists its product as uncharacterized. Bases 1 to 2445 code for a protein of 814 amino acids. The transcript has a single exon. The record is from RefSeq and is a predicted model, not a curated record. Lineage: Eukaryota; Fungi; Ascomycota; Dipodascomycetes; Dipodascales; Dipodascaceae.